This is a messenger RNA of Racocetra fulgida, 399 nucleotides long. The record is from the annotation of a GenBank genome assembly. Lineage: Eukaryota; Fungi; Glomeromycota; Glomeromycetes; Diversisporales; Gigasporaceae.
CCACAAUUACUUACUCUAACAUUGAUGAAUUUGUGUAUAACUCUUUAAUUUCCUUGAAAAAUACUAAUAAUUUUUAUGAAAAUGAUAAUGUCAAAUUGGUAAUUAGUUUUGAUAUCGAGUUGUUCUCUUUUAUUACUACAAUAUUAGAUGAGGAUAAAGAAAAUUUUAAUAAUAAUAAAAAACUUUAUUUUGAAGUUGCUCAUUAUCCUAUAAUUGCUAUAUAUGAAGGUGAAUUUGUAAAUCCUUUUUGUUUUCAUAAUCCUAAAGUUUUAGAAAUCUCAACGAUUAGAGUAUCAAUUAUUGAAUAUGAAGACAAUUAUGUAAUAGAGGAUAAUAAUGCCAAUAAAGAUGAUAAAUAUGCAAUAGAAGUUGAUAAGGAACAAGAAAUUUAUAAUCGAA